This is a messenger RNA of Heterostelium album PN500, 6117 nucleotides long. RefSeq names its product myb domain-containing protein (gene mybX). The transcript has 4 exons. Gene Ontology annotation, cellular component: SWI/SNF complex. NCBI's taxonomy places the organism in Eukaryota, Evosea, Eumycetozoa, Acytosteliales, Acytosteliaceae. Bases 1 to 6117 code for a protein of 2038 amino acids. The record is from RefSeq and is a predicted model, not a curated record. Gene Ontology annotation, molecular function: protein binding.
AUGAAUAUCAAUAGUAAUAGUAGUAGUAUCAGUAAUGAAAAUAUUGGAAAUGGAAAUGAAUCAAUUCUAACAUCUGAAAAUCUGUCAAACGACGACAAUGAUGUUGUUGAUGAUUUAUCAACAAUCUUAAAUAACAACAACGAUAAUAAUAGUAUUGAUAAUAUUGAUAAUAUUGAUAAUAAUAGUAUUGAUAAUUUUAUUAAUAAUAUGAAUGAUAAUGAUAAUUCUCUGAAUAUUAAUAAUAAUAAUAACAAUAAUAAUAACGAUUCAAUAUUACCAUUAUUAGUAAAACAACAACCACAAACAGAAACAACAACACCAUUGUUAUCAGAAAAUACUACAACAUCAGCAACAACAACAGCAGUAACUACAACAACAACAUCUAAUGAUACUUCACAUCUUAGAAAGAAAGAUGGUGGGGUUAACUUGGCAGACUACCAAGAACAAUCUGCUAUCAAUAAUAUAAGAGAGAUUGCAUCACGUCUCUCUACAGAUUUUGCAAAUGAAGAAUUAACACAGCCUGCCAAUCUAUCUCUAUUUAUCGGUCAACUUUUAAAUCUAUAUGAACAAUAUUUAGGUAGAAACGUAUCAACAAUUCUAAUCGAAUAUAUAUAUUUAUUAAUUUAUAAAAAUUUGAAAUAUAAUAACAACAAUAACAACACACAGGCAUUGAACAGACCAAAAUAUACAAAGUUACCAUUAAAGUUAUUUAAAGAUUACACUUCUACUGGAAGUUUAUAUCAUUUGUUACACAUUGUAAUUACAUUUAAAAAUACACACGGUUGGAAACUAUCGGAUAUCCAAUCUUCAACAACAAAUUCAAAGAAUAUUGAAUUAAUUGCGUAUAUUGAAUCAGAGUUAUUAAAAUUAGGUAUAUUGAAACCACCAAAAGUAUAUUUGGUAGAGAAUUUAAAGGAUAGAAUAUCGUUGAAAGAUAUGGUGUUACGACAUGGUGGUUCAGUGGUGGAGAGUGAGGACGAUGCAACGCAUAUCAUCGAUUGCGACGGUCAGACUGCAGUGCCGAAUGAAUCGGAGGAUGAGUAUCUUCGUACCAUCGAGCAUAAUAGUAACAAUAUGAACUUGGUGCACUUUUGGUACUAUCCUGAUUCAUACGAUACUUGGGUGCCGUCGUCAGAGGUGGAGGGUGAAGAUCCCGAUCCAGAGGAACCUAGAGCAACUUGGCGUAUCAAUUCUCGUUGGAUAACCGAUUCCGAUCUAUUCAACGAAUGGAUGAAUGAAAUAGAUUAUGAAAGAGAGGAUGAUGAUGAUGAGGAUAUCGGUGAUGAUGAUGAUACAACAACUACAGCAACAAGUACAUCAUCGACAACAACAACAACAACUACAUCAACAACAAAUGAAAACAUAACAGCAACAACUAGUACUAGUAAUACUUCAACAACAAAUAACAACAACUCUACAAAGACAACUAUUUUAACUGAUGAAGACAAUGACGAUAUAAUGGAUGAAGAUGAAGAUGAUUUGGAGUUGAACAAGAGUGAGACACCAAGUAGAUUGCCGCUGACAAGAUUGUCAAAAUCAAAUUCUCCAUUGAAAGCAUCUCCAAAGCUACAGGAAUCAACUAUUUCAGAUGAUCAUCUCAAUGAAUCCAACAAGCGUACAAUGAACACAGAUAAACAACAGAAUCAACAAAAUUCAUCAUCGUCACCAGCUUUCAAGAAGCAAAAGAGAGACAUUGUAGAGUCGGACGAAUCGCCUUCACCUUUGAUUACAACAUCGGAGUUGAAAUCACCUUCAUCAUUGUCCAGCGGCAGCGUUAAUAGAUCUUUCACAGUACCAACACCACCACCUUCAAAGCCAUUGCCAAAUGUUACUUCUCCUGUGGUAUCAGCUCCUUACAUUACAGUGAGCACACCCAUCAAAGCAUCGAUGUCACCCUCUUCGCAAAUGGUCUACAAUCCAUCGACUCCACAGCCAGUUUCGGCGUCUGUGAUGAAGGCUCCGCUGUCGUUCCAGAUGACACCGUCUUCGAAUCGACCAUCGUCGCGUUCCUCCAACACCAGGAACUCUGCCUCCAAAGAAAUAGCUCAGCCAACCGUAAUUCCUCUGGUUGUCACCAACAUCUCACACCUGCCAAACGAGGAGUAUGAUGAACUUUUUAAUAUCUCUACAUCGCCGGUCGCAACUCCACCAGGCGACCACAACGGUGUAGAGUCGUCACAACAACCAAAGUUGGAAGUGUUAUGCAAGUGGUUCAAUCAAGAGGAAAUACACGAUAUCGAAGUCAAUCAAAUGAGUUCGUUCUUCAAUGAUUCCGAGCCCGGUAGAACGAUGACUGUCUACAAGAAAUACAGAGAUUACAUGAUCAACGAAUAUCGCACCAAUCCCUACCGAUAUCUUUCAAUGACCAUGGUAGUUAGAGGAUUGCAAGUUGACGCAGCUGCGCUGAUGAGAGUUCACAGUUUCCUCGAACACUGGAAUCUCAUCAAUUACUUUACCAACCCAGAAGGCAAUGUUUGUGUACCACUUCCAAACCCCACACUAUCCGAUCAGAUGCAACCUAUCAUUCAACAUUAUCAAGAUAUAGCAGUAAAAGAAAAAGAAAGUGAGCUACAACAGAUCAAAGAUAAACAAGAGAAGAAAGCAUCAAGAAGAGCAGCUGCUAAAAAGAAGAACAAUGAAGAUAUUAUGGAGUUGGAUGAACAACAACAAGAAGAAGAGAAAGAGAAGGAGAAGGAUCAAGAGAAAGAAGAACAAGAACAAGAACAGUUAGAUAAUAAUGAAAACAAUGGAAUGGAGAUUGAAGAAGAGGAUAAAGAAGAGGAUAGAGAAGAGGAUAAAGAAAGCGUCAUUCAUACAGCUGAACAGAUUGUCAAAGAAGUAGUUGAUGAAGUUUUAUAUCAAGUAGAAAAAGAAAUUGAAUCAAAGACAGAUAAAGAAGAAGAAGAAGAAAAAGAAAAGAUUGAAAAAGAAGAGGUAGAGGAAAAGUCAAAUGAAUCAGUAGACAACAGUACAAUCACCACCAACAAUAAGAUUGAUAAUGAAAGUCUCAAGAAUGAUGAUGAUGAAAUCAUGAAGGAGAUAGAGAGUAAUAUAGAUGUAAAUAAUCAAAUUGAAAAGGAAAAUAGAGAAGGAAAAGAGCAAGAUUUAGUAGAGGAAGGCGCCGUUGUUAGUAAGUCAGAGGAGUUUCUCUAUAGUAAUACAAAUACAGCAAUAGAAGAACCACAACAAGAGCAACAGCAACAACAACAACAAUCACUCAGUGUAUUAGAGCCAAUCAAUGAAACCGAGAGUAAAGAUACAGCUACAACAGAUGCAUCAGUUCUGGACAACAUUGGUUUACAAGAGAAUCAAGAUUCAACAACUGCUGAAAAACAAGAUAGUAGCGAUAAGAUAGAGACAUCAUUUGAGAGCGAGAAACCUGUAGUCGGCAGUAGCAAUACUUCAAUCGAAGUCGAUAUGAAUGAAACAGAGAUUAAGAAGCAAGAGAUUCAGAGUGAUAUCAACGAUGUACCACCACCACCACCAACUGACAUAGUUGUAGAUUCAAAUCCAGAUACCUUAAAUAUUCCAAAUGUUAAUCCCAUCGAUUCAAUGCCAGUCGAAACCUCCAUGCCAGACACAUCAGUUGACAAUCAACAUCCCAAUGAACCUUCUCAAGAACAACAACAGCAGCAACAACAAGGACAACAACGACAAUCUAACACCAUCGAAACCACUGAAAUUGAAUCAACCGCAAUCAAUACAAUUCAAGAAGAGGAAAAGAAGAUUACUGAGGAGAUUAAUAGUAGUACAAAUAAUAAGAUUGUUGAAGACAUUAUAGCUCCUGUGGAAGUUAAACAACAAGAUAGUGAUGAUAAUAAUAAUGUAGAUAAUAGUGUUGAGAAUAAUAGUAUUACUUUAGAUCCAACUUCAACUUCAACUGAAAACAUAGCAGACAACAGUAACGUAUCUGAGAGUAAUAAACCAACUGAUCAAACAGAGAACGUAACAUCAUUAUACAUUCCUGAAGUCGAUAAUAGUGUAUCAACAAUAACAGUCAACAAGAAUUCCGACGAUAUAGAAGAUGAAAAAAUGGAAAUAGAACCAAUGGACUUUGACAAUUCAUUCAACUCCAAGCCAUCAGAAGAUACCAUUGAAGUUGCGCCACCACAAACAUCAACAGACUCUUCAAAUCAGAAACAAGAUCACCAAGUAAUGGAGAUUGAAGAAGCAUCCGCUAGUAGUAGCAGUAGUAAUAGUUCUCAGAUGAAUAUUCAAACUCUUGUGUCCAGUACACCAACCAACAUUGUUGAAUACGUUCAAGCUCAAGCUAAAUCUCAAGCUCAAGAAUCAUCAAUCCCAUCACAGGACGUAGUUCAAGUUGUUAAUGACGAUGAAAAGGAAGAUGGCGAACUUGGAUCAAGUGAUCCAAUUGAACCACCACAAACAAAGGUCAAUUCACCAUCACCACCACCACCACCAGUAGAGCAACAACAACAACUUGCACAGGAUGAGAAAGAAGAUGGUGAAGUCGAUGACGAAGAAGAGACAAGAAGAGAGAAGGAAAAGAGAGUUUCAUUUGGUCGACAUGUCGAAGAGGAUGACAAUGCUGAAGAGAUGGUCCGUGAAAAUGAAUACGAUGACGACAAGAGUAAAGAUACUAUGAUGAGCGAUUCAAAAGAGAUUGACGCGAAGCAAGUUGAUCAUGAGAUGAAGGAAGUCAACAACAACGACAACAACAAUCAAAUGGAGAAUGGCACAGAUGAAUCAACUGAAAUCAUCAUUCAUCAUGGUGAUCAUGAUGAACAAAUCAAUGAAGAGACGAAUGAAGAAUCUUCUACAGCAGCAGCUAAAGACGAUAAAGAAAAAGAUAAAGAAAAAGAACAAGCAGCAGUAGAACAACCUGAAGUUAUAAUCAAACAAACAUUCAAUGUGUUCCCCAAGAAGAAGAAUGUAUUUGGACAACCACAGCCAUUGGUCAUUCAUAGAUGCUCUCACUGCCACAAACAAUGUAGUGAGCUCCGAUACUUCCUUGUCAACAAACCAGUGUUUAACGAGGGAUCGCAACUGCCAAAUGAAACCACCCAAAUGGAGCUCUGUGUAAAUUGCUAUAACAAUGGUGAUUAUCCAGUGUAUUGCCAAUCGUCAGACUUUACUCGUUACGAGCAGAAUGUUGCUCUCGAUCUUCCUGAGGAGUGGAGUGACCAAGAGAUACUGAAGCUACUCGAAGGCAUUGAGAGAUUCGGUGAUAACUGGACUGACAUUGCCGAGUUUGUUACCACCAAGACACGUGAACAAUGUCUACUCUACUUCCUGAGACUGCCAAUCGAAGAUGCCUAUCUUGAAGACUGUGACAAUCAUCUUGUAAACAAAACCAACAACAACAACAACCUUGACAAGUCAUCAUCCGACGACGACGAUGAUGAAGACAAUGAAAAAAAUGUUCAUGAACAACAAGAUCAAGACCUCAUGGAAGUUGGUGAACGUGAUCAACAAGACGAAAUGGAUGCAGAGAUUGCAGAGUUUGAAAUGAUUAGCAAACCUUUGGUAUCGAAUGGAUCUAUCAACACCUUCUCAGAGUCACAGAACCCAUUGAUGUCAUUACUUGCUCUGCUAUCGAGCACUAUGAGUCCGAGCUUGGCAUCUGCCGCCGCCAAAGCUGCCUUUGAUUUCAUUGGUGAGGAAAAGAACAAUCCUAGAGAUAGUUUGUUGGCAUCAACCACUGAAGAAGUCAUACUGACGCCACUCAACCAUGAAGUAUCAAAGAAAAACAUUCAAGAAGCAUCGAAUGCAGCACUUUUAGCAGCAUCAGAAAAAGCAAAGAUAUUAUCAAAGAUUGAAGAGAGACAAAUUAAAUCACUUAUGUUGAAGAUGAUAAAUGUACAAACUAAAAAACUGGAAAUGAAAUUGAAAUACUACACAGAGCUUGAGGAUAGCAUCGAGAAAGAGAGAGUAUCAUUGGAAAAAGCUAAACACAAUCUUUUCGAUAACAUAGAUAGACACUUGCAAUCAUUCUCGACAACACCCAAUCCUAGUACAAGCACAUCGGCCACACCAGCACCAACCACUCCUACAACAACCUCUGUCAAUUCCACACAAAAUCCAACAACUACAACAACAACUACAACUUCAACUUCACCAAAUGUAAAUGUACCAAUAACUACAACAAUGGUGUAA